AUGGAGGAGUAUAGAAAACUUAAUAUUGAGCAAAGUGAGUCAAACUUGGAAAGAUACACAUUGUAUAUCUCCACUCAUUUUGUACUGAGUGCUAUGGCAGAGAUUCAGAUCUAUGAAGAUGUGAUAGUGGAUAGGAUGGGUGUGGGUGUUAGAGACUCACGUUUGCAAUCAAAGUACCAGAGAAGGAGGUGAAGUCUCAACAUGGCAAAAACCUGCAAUAGAAAUGAAGAGAUGCCUUUGAAGCAAGGCAAGAUGGCAAAUGAAGAACAGUCACAGGAUGAAAGAAAGCCAGAAGCAGUCUGUACUCCAGAAGACAAGGAGAAAUUGGAAAAUGGUGGAAAGACACAAAACAGAGGAAACAGAGAAAAUGAGGAAAUGCUGAAGGAUAAGGGAAAGCCAGAGAGCAAGGGAAAGUCAAAGAGCGAGGGAAAACCAGAGAGUGAAACAAGGGCUGCUGUAAAGUGUCCAGCUGAGGAUGAUGUACCCAGGAAAGCCAAAAGAAAAUCCAACAAGGGGCUGGCUCAGUACCUCAGGAAGUAUCAAGAGGCUGUACACAAUAUGCAUUUCAGCAAUGAGGACAUAAGAAAAUUUGACGAUAUGGCUAAAGUGGAGGAUGGCUCAAGAAAAAGCAGACAAAAAUUAGGGGGGAUUUUGUGGGUGCAAAGAAAUUUACAGGACCCCUUCUACCCAAUGGGGCCAAGGGAAUCCAGGGGUGGCUGCAGGGCGCCAAGAAGGAACACUGAAGACAUCCCUUAUGUGUAGUGGCUCUGGCAGGCAUUUGUCAGGCCCUGUAUUUUAGUCUUAUGCUAAUACUUCU
Molecule: messenger RNA, 817 nt
Organism: Tupaia belangeri chinensis (Chinese tree shrew)
Lineage: Eukaryota; Metazoa; Chordata; Mammalia; Scandentia; Tupaiidae
Product: transcription elongation factor A protein-like 4
Exons: 3
Source: RefSeq, a predicted model, not a curated record